CAGCACCCCCGGAGCGCCGAGACCGAGGUGGAAAGAGAGAAAAAGCGAAAACUGCCCCAAAACGACCCGCUCCGUUCCUGCCUUCACCUCACCCCUCCAGCUGCGGCCUGUCGCCUUGCCGGGCGCCGGCCCCUCCCCUCAAUAAAGCCCCGCUGCAGCUCCUCCCGCCUCCUCCUGCUCCUUCCCCGCCGGGCCGCCAUGACGGGGCCGCCGCCGCCCGCCAUGCUCCGCCGCUGGGCACGCGAGCAGGCCCGGCUGAAGGGCGGCGUGGUGGAGGAGGACACCGAGGAGUGGCAGAAGGAGCCGAGCUUCGCGGGGCUGGAGAGAGUGGGAGGCGUGGACUUGUCUUACAUCAAAGGCGACGACUCGAGGGCCUGCGCUUCCCUCGUCGUUCUCAGCUACCCGGGGCUCGAGGUGCUGUACGAGGAUUGCCAAAUGGUGGCUGUGAGUGCCCCGUACGUGGCAGGGUUCCUGGCCUUCCGAGAGGUCCCUUUCCUGGUGGAAGCUGUUCAGAGAGUUCAGCAGGAGGAGCCCAGGCUCAAACCUCAGGUGCUUCUUGUAGAUGGGAAUGGCCUUCUCCAUCACAGAGGGUUUGGUGUGGCCUGUCACCUGGGAGUUCUGACCGAUCUACCAUGCAUUGGAGUGGCCAAGAACCUCCUGCAGGUGGAUGGCUUGGCCAGGGAUGAGCUGCACAGAGAGCAGAUUCGUUCCUUGCAGAGGGGAGGAGAUACAUUCCCACUGACAGGCACUUCAGGGAGCGUCCUCGGGAUGGCCCUGCGUAGCUGCAACAGCUCUAAGCCCCUUUAUAUCUCUGUGGGCCACAGGGUGUGCCUGGACACAGCUGUGCGCCUAGUCCAGACCUGCUGCAGGUACCGGAUCCCGGAGCCCAUCCGCCAGGCUGACAUUAGAUCGAGGGAGUAUAUUCGGAAGCAGAUGUGUUCACCAGUGAAGGUCCCGUCUUCUGGGCCAGAGAGAGCACCGUGUCCUAGGCUGGGGAAGGUCACUGGGGAUUUGAUCUGUUUCCGGCGCCCAUGAUAAGCAAAGAACUAACGCCCACAGGAAAGAGAAGGCUGAACUGGAUGAUUAAUCUUAUGCCAGAAGAAAUUGCAAGGCCCCUUCUUCACCGAAUGCAAGACUGUGGUUCUGCAGAGUGCAGCAGCCGAGUGGCAGCCGUGGGCAGAGCAGCACAAGGCUGUGCUGGUCAGGACAAUACCAGCCACUGUGCACUCCUCUGGUAGACAGGCGAACCAGCCUCUGUUAAGGAUGUUGCUCAAUGUUUAGAGCAUAUUUCUCAUGGUCAAUUUUGAAGUGUUGUAAAUACAUGUAAUUUUUUCACUUGUAAUUUUCACUUGUAAUUUUUCUACAACUUACUUGAUUACUCGGGCAGUUGCAGGAGGUGAUUUACAAGAUGUUGGGGCACUUAACAUAGUUACUAUCAAGCUCCAAAGCUGGCCUUUGGCUCCCACCACUCCUCUGGGACAGGGACUUCCCUUCUUGGCAUUUUUGGAACGGCUUCCACCCAGUCCCUGCAGCCUGUUCUCUCACCCUCACUUUGCACGUCUCU
This is a messenger RNA of Oxyura jamaicensis (ruddy duck), 1564 nucleotides long. RefSeq names its product endonuclease V (gene ENDOV). Lineage: Eukaryota; Metazoa; Chordata; Aves; Anseriformes; Anatidae. Gene Ontology annotation, biological process: DNA repair. The coding region runs from base 199 to 1035 and encodes 278 amino acids. The transcript has 10 exons. Gene Ontology annotation, molecular function: RNA endonuclease activity producing 5'-phosphomonoesters, hydrolytic mechanism; single-stranded RNA binding. The record is from RefSeq and is a predicted model, not a curated record. Gene Ontology annotation, cellular component: cytoplasm; nucleolus.